AGGAACAGCAUUAUUUUAUGUAAAAUAUUUCCAUAUCGAAUUAAGGAAGAAUCUUUUAUGUAUAAAGCAAAAAGACUUUGAAAACAUGGAAACUACUACAAGUCACAUAUUGUUGUCACUGAUGGGUGGUAUUAAGUCGAAACAGCAAGAAAACUUAGAAAAGAGUCGUUUGUCGCGAUUUUACGAAGAUUUCGAUGACUUUAAUCAAGGCGAAGUGAUCUUUUGCAAGAACAAUGUUUGUAUUUUUAAUCGUGUACAUGUACCGGGAUAUCUCACAUUAAAGGCUUGUACAAUUAAUAACGAGUACACAAGAUUGAUAUUACAUUGGAUUUCAAAUGAACUCCUGCAAGAAAGUUUAGUGACAGACGACGAGAUUCAAGAUGCGGUGAUUGUAAACAAAAGCGACGACUCGAAACCAACAGUUUUUCAUAUCGAUUUAACAGAAAUGAGAUUCCUAAAAUGCUUUUUUAAUGAGGAUCAGACUUCGGGACAUUUUGUCGUCGGCAAUCACGAAAAUCAUUAUAAAGUUUUCCAUUUUCAUUUGGACGGAAUGAUACAUUUGGUGGAAAUCUUCGAAAAUUGGAACUUAUGCAGGACUAUAAAAUUACCGCCCGAAGAGCGAGCGAGAAAGAAAGCAUUUUCGAUCAUUCCGCUGUACACUAUUUUUCCUAAUCAAAGUUUCGAAGAAAGUCGAUACUGUCCCAUGACAAAAGCUAGAUGGAAAUGUUUCCUGAACAAAUCAGGUCAACUUGAAGAUGUGUCAAAUUUUCGAAAGGAAGUCUACUAUGGUGGAGUGUUUCCAGACGUUCGAAAAGAAAUAUGGCCAUUUCUUCUUCAUUUUUAUCCAUUUCAUUCAAGAGCAUGGGAACGUAAGAAUAUCAGAGAACAGAAAAUGAAAGAAUACCAGGAUAUUGAAGAAAGAAGGUUAAAUAUGCCUAAGGUUGAAUAUGAUAAGUUCUGGCUUGAUGUUCAAUGUACUGUGGAUAAAGAUGUUGUCAGAACCGAUAGAUCACAUCCCUAUUUUGCUGGGACUGACAAUCCAAAUCUUGAAAUUAUGAGGAAGAUUUUGCUCAACUACGCAUACUACCAGCCUGACGUUGGCUACAGUCAAGGAAUGUCAGACUUAGUGGCAUCCUUAUUAUCAACACUUCAAGAUGAAGUUGACGCAUUCUGGUGUUUUGUUGGUUUAUUGGAACGCAGUAUGUUGAUCACGACUCCAAAAGAUGAUUCAAUGGACUACCAGUUGCUGUACUUGAAAGAACUUUUGCGUUUGAUGGCUACUAAGUUCUACGCACAUUUGCUGUUAGCAGACGAUGGCAUGGACCUUCUGUUUUGUCAUCGUUGGCUUUUACUUGGUUUCAAACGCGAGUUUCAUGACUGGCACGUGAUGCGCAUGUGGGAGGCAUGCUGGUCUCAAUAUCAGACCGAGUUCUUUCAUAUAUUUAUUGCUGUGGCCAUAAUCGUCGAGUAUGGCGAUCCAGUAUGGCAGAGAUCAAUGCGCGUCGACGAAAUAUUGAGCUAUUUUAACAAUCUAGCGAUGGAAAUGGACGGCAACAAUGUGCUGAAGAAAGCCAGAAGCUUGCUGUAUCAAUUUCGAAGACUAGCUGGAAUCCCUUGUACCCUCAGAGGUCUUUUAUCUGGCCCUGGUGCGUGGGAUAGUGCAACCCUACCGGUCAUUGAAUGCUCGUGUCAUUACACUGAAACCUGUAUCUAUAGUGAUCGACCAAGGCGAGGGAAAACCAUCUAUCAAAAUGAUUGGCAAGAAAGAGAUGAAAAAGCAGAAACUUUGAUAAAUUCUCAGACGUAUAUUACUCCCCAAAGCAGUUUUGAAUCCGUGCGCAGUGAUAGCACCACUGGAGAACAUGAAUUUUGUGUGAAAAAUGUAGAAAGUGAUAGUAGCAAGGAAGAAUUUGAAUCAAGUUUGAGCAAUGUUGAAAGUGAUAAUGAUACUAGAGAGUUGAAGUUAAGUUUGAACAAUGUUGAGGGUGAUUGUAGCAAAGAAGAAUUUGAAUCAGGUGUGAACGAAGUUGAGAGUGGUAGUGAUACUGGAGAAUUGAAAUUAAGUUUGAACAAUGUUGAGGGUGAUUGUAGCAAAGAAGAAUUUGAAUCAGGUGUGAACGAAGUUGAGAGUGGUAGUGAUACUGGAGAAUUGAAAUUACGUUUGAACAAUGUUGAGGGUGAUUGUAGCAAAGAAGAAUUUGAAUCAGGUGUGAAUGAUGUUGAGAGUGGUAGUGAUACUGGAGAAUUCAAAUUAACUUUGAACAAUGUUGAGGGUAAUGAAAAGCCGAAAGUAGAUGCCAGUUUAACAGAUUGUAAAGAAGAGAUUCCACCUCAUGAAAAUCCAGAAGUAGACCAAGACAUUGUUGUGAAGUAAAAAUUUAUGCUUGCUAUCAAAAAUAUGAAAUGAAGCACUUCCAACCAAGAGGGUUUACCACAGACAAGGAGCAGAAAUAUAUUUUUGUUUGUGAGAAACCUUACUUUGUAAUAAUGUCCAAGCUCAAACAAGAAAUUAUCGAGAUUGUACAACGAAUUGAAUAAUUUUGAUAAAGAAAAUGGACAGUAAUGUUGCAAUUAUGUAUGAAAUUACAAAUUCUGCUUACUCUUGAAUCAUGGAGAAGAAGUUUGACUGAAGACACACGCAGCUAUAAACAUCCAUUCAUUCACACAUUCAAUGAUUAAAAAUCAAUGUGUAAAUACAUACGUACGUACAAUAUGAGCGAGAUGUACUUAUAGAUUUAAGGCUUCAUUCAGUAUUGAAAUAAAAGGAUUGUUUGUUAUUUUUAUGUUGA
Xenia sp. Carnegie-2017 is the source of this 2789-nucleotide messenger RNA. Its product is annotated as TBC1 domain family member 16-like. Gene Ontology annotation, biological process: activation of GTPase activity. The record is from RefSeq and is a predicted model, not a curated record. Gene Ontology annotation, cellular component: early endosome. The coding region runs from base 86 to 2374 and encodes 762 amino acids. Gene Ontology annotation, molecular function: GTPase activator activity. NCBI's taxonomy places the organism in Eukaryota, Metazoa, Cnidaria, Anthozoa, Malacalcyonacea, Xeniidae. The transcript is spliced from 5 exons.